GCGGCCUGAGAGGAGGAAGUCGCCUUUUUUUUACUUCUUCGGGAAAAAAAAAGAAAAAAUAUUAAUCGAAAUUCAUCUUCAACGGGAGACUGACAGGUGCUUUCUCUGAGGUAUUUAGGGCAAAUAAUACAAGAAAAUGAAUGAAACAUCUUACAAGCUGGCUGAACGCCUGGUCCCCACGACCUACCUUCACCAGGCGUCGGAGAGUAGAACUGCGCGGGAGAAGCUGAUUAGGAUCCUCAUGGAACAGCACAAGUGUCCUGAGGAAGGUUGGGAUGAUGCCACCAUUGAGCUGUUUUUGAAUGACCUGGCCCUCAUGGACAGCAAUAAUUUCCCCCAUAACUGCGGAGUUGGGGAGCGUGAAGCAAGAAUAUAUUCUGGCUUGGUGUCAAAACGACACUAUCGUCUAGGUCAUGGUAUCGGGCGCUCAGGAGACAUUGCAGAGGUUCAGCCUAAAGCUGCAGGCUCAAGUCUCUUGAAUAAGCUUACAAAUUGUAUGGUGUUAGAUGUUAUCAGAGCUACAGGUGUAAGAAAGACAGCUGCUUGCUUGGUGGUUCCCCUUGCAACUGGAAUGAGUAUGGUGCUUUGCCUUUUGACCGUGAGGCAGCAACGACCAGACGCAAAGUACGUCAUCUGGCCUCGUAUCGACCAGAAGUCCUGCUUUAAAGCCAUUAUCACGGCAGGUUUUGAACCAGUUGUGAUUGAGAAUUGCCUGGAUGGGGACGAGUUAAGGACAGACGUUGCAGAGAUUGAUCGACAGAUUACGUCCCUGAAGCCUGAAUCCAUUGCUGCAGUAAUGACAACAACAAGUUGCUUUGCGCCUAGAGGGAUUGACAAGCUUGAAGAUGCACUUGCAGUUAAUAGCUACAGGCAAUGUAAAACAAAUAUUGGUGUCUACAGGGUAGGUCGUGUGGAUGCCUUUGUGCAGAGCACGGACAAGAACUUCAUGGUUCCAGUUGGGGGAGCUGUCAUUGCAGGAUUUGAUAGUGCUUUCAUCCAGCAAGUGGGCAAAAUGUACCCUGGACGAGCGUCAGGCAGCCCUGUGGUGGACCUGUUCAUUACAUUGCUCUCCAUGGGUAUCAGAGGUCACAAGAAAUUACUGGAAGAGAGAAAGGCACUGAAGAGUCUCCUAACUCAGCGAAUGGAGGGAGUAGCAGAGAAAUAUGGUCUUAGAGUUCUAAAUACCAAAAAUAAUCCUAUUUCUAUUGCUAUGACUCUGCCUGAAAAUCUGAACAUACCACUAACUGAGCUUGGAUCAAGACUGUUCCUCCGAGGUGUGUCAGGGACAAGAGUCAUUAGAACAUCGGAUGACAAAAUGAUUGCUGGCACGAGGUUUAUCGGUUGGGGCAGUCAUUCAAAAAGUUAUCCAUACGCAUACCUGACUGCUGCUGCAAGUAUUGGCAUGACAGAAGAGGAUGUGGAUCUCUUUAUCCAACGUCUGGACAAGUGUCUGGAAAAGUUCACCGGCACAAAAAAUACAAAGGAAACGUACGGUUCGGAGAAUGACGUGACAAGAAGGGAUUCAAAAUCGUACACAAGAGGAAGCAAAGGAGAAAUCAACGGCUAAGUGUGCCGAUGUUGGAAAAAAUAAAAGGAAGGAGAGGAAGAGGUAAAACAAUUGUAUUAAAGGAUAAAUGAAAACAUGAUAUAGAUAACUGAUAUGUUACUUCAAUACUUGCAUCAGACGUUAGAUUAAAAUGCAUGGUUUAGAAUAGUGGCAUGAUUGUUUGCUGUAUAGAGUUAAAAUGGCAUUGGGCUUGAGGGUAAAGUAACAAUCUGUGAUCCAGUUUUCCUUGCAAAAUAAGUAAAACAAAACAUACUGUUGUUUUAGUGAAGAUAGUACAUAGUAAAAAGAGACAUUAGAUGUUUAGUACAAAGCCAUCCAUUAAAGACCGUUUCAGAUUUCCUGACUUUUAAUCCAGUUGCAAGUAAUCUCCAGCUUUAACCAGUAUUUGCCUCUCCUGCCACAGAUAACCACAAUGGAAAUCAAGUAAAGGUAACUGUUGUCAGUUAUGUUCUCAUUUGAUAACCUACCAACAUAAGGUGGAGGUCCUAAGCCAAUAAAUUUUGCAUUUUAUUUACCUUGUAUGAUUUCCAUUGUUCCAUGAUGAAGAUAUUUUUUUAUACAUAUUGUUUCCGUGAUAUAGAUAUAUAUUUAUUUUUUACAUAUGUAUUGCUAUCUUGUGUAUGUAUAUUCAUAUAAAUUAUGGGUUACAAUAUGAUAUUUGAAAUCUCACUUGGUUACCCUGAAAGCAUGAUCAGAAUCUACAUGCAUAUAUAUAUAUAUAUAUUUUGUUACAUCAUGUUUGUAGUUAAGUGUACUAUUUAAUGUGUAUCCAUUUACUAUUCAUUUUAUCUCUUAGUAUAUUUUUACUGGCAUCAGCUCCUCCAUUGCAUCAACACAGAGGACAUACCACCAAGAUGCAGCAUAUACUCUCCAAUAAUGUAGUAUUUGAUAGCUAGUACCAACUGCAACAUAAUUCAGGUACCUUAGAAGAUCGUAAAACUUUAUGCCAGUUUCUAUAUUAAACGAAAGGUGAAAGAGAAAUGUUAUCACAAAUGCAGUUUUGCUCUGAUUAUGAUGAUUAUUAGCAAUUAAGGAGGGAAAGACCAUGAUGCAAAAGUAGGUGCACGUGAUUUGAUGAUGUGAAAAUACCACACCUCAUUUAGGGGGCAUUAGAUGUGGCAUGGUGGUAUAUUGAGAAAGUAUCUUAGACUAGUAAAGAAUUCCAUCUUUUUUUUUAGCAAUAUGAUUUCUGUGGAUAUAUAUUGCAUUUGUAGUAUCCAGUUUUUCGUGUAUGUGUAAGCAACAACCACCGCUUUGGAUUUUUAUUUUUCACAAGAGAUAAUAAAAUCAUCGCCAGUCAGAGUACUGAAAGAUAAAUUGAUUAAAUGAGAUCAGCAUGAAAUCCCUCAAGCCAUGGUUUCUCUGCACUUCUCAACCUUGGGAGCUGUAAAUGAAGGUAGGGAUUAUCACCCAAGUGGACAGAGCUGUGUACUAUCUUGGGAACAAGGAGACCAGACAUUGGGGGUUCUUUGUCUAGAGCUCGCUAUGGAUUUUUUAUGGCAGUAGGAAUCUAUAAUGCAAGAUGAUGAUAUGCAGUUAUUAUGGUAAAAGAUGUUUGGUUAAAUAUUUACCUUGAAUGUUUUUUAUUAAUUUUUUAUUUUUAUUUUUUACUUAACCCAAUGGUGACGGGUGAAGAAAACUAAAAAAAAAACUUGCUGUCAAAGCGCGCUGACUUUGUGUACGGUACACCAGAUCGAAUCACCAGCUCACUGGUGGCGGUGUACAGCCGCACACCACAUUUUGAGCGGUUUGUUUUCAUGCCUGUCGGCAUCACCCGUUGUGAAAGGGUUAAAAUGUUAUUACUUACAAGCACAGCAAAUGGGCAAAAGCUCAUUCAAGACUGGAAAAAACACCAUGCAGAGGUGCAUUGCUGACCUUUUUAUAAUGGGUGUUAAUUAUUGUAGAGAUUGGUUGUUGCUAUCUUCCAUGUUAAUCUUCCAUGUUGUGACCCAUUUAGGACAACUUUUGUCUCUCUUCUUGAACUAACAAACUAAAAGGAUAAGAAACAAAAGAGUCUUUACUCAUGUUUCUGAUCAUUUUCAAGCCAAAACUGAUUGGGGACUAGCCCAGUACAGGGGUCUCAGAGUAUAGGUGUCUUAGGGAUCAGAACUAGAUAUGGUACUUAAGUUGUUAGAUGACAUUGGUGUGAUGUUUAAUGCCAUUACCUCCACCUCUCUGGGUACUUUCCUGCCUUUAUUCCUCCUGCUCAUAUUUCUGUUUGUGUAUGGUCAUUUUUGUCAGUCUGCCUGUCUACAUUUCUGUGUGUAUCCUUACUAUCUAUCUGUGAUGAUGUAUAUAUCUAUAAAUUUGUCUUUUUGUCUGCCUAUCUGUUACUCUCUGUGUCUGUAUGUCUGUCUAUGUAUCUAAACAUUCCUGUCUGUUCAUCUAUCUUUAAAUAUAUAUAUAUAUAGACAGAAAGAUAGAUAGGUAGGUUGGCAGAGGCAUAGAUAAGAAUAAAAUUGUCGUGGAUAUAGAUCAUUUUCAGGUCAAACAUUCUGUGGAAAUGUGCUCCUUUAUACCAUAAGCACUCCUGUAUAAUCAGUUAUUUCAGAAUAAUUUCCACAAGAGCAAAAUCACACAAUAAGUACAGUAUUUGAAUAUGCAACAUUGUCACAGCAGAUCAGUAAGUCUUUGGGUAGCCGCAGUAUACUUGUCUUACACUUUUGUUUCUUUGUCUACUUAUUCUUUUUGAGGUGUGGGAUUUUCAUAUUUUGUGUAGUGUACUUCGUAUAUACCAACAAAUAUUACUUGUUCAAGGUAGCACAAAGCAUUAAAUUCAUUGCUCACCAUUAUUCAAGCACAAGCCUACAAAAGUAAUUGCCUUAUGGACUGCAUUUUCUCUGUACAUUAGCUGCUACCUCAAAUCUUGUCACUUGCCACUUAGACCACUGCCAUGAACACCAUGUCCCAACUGUAUCAGAAACCUUAAUGGCGAACAAGCAGAGCUGUAGGCAGAUAAUCUGAUGAUUGAUCAUUAACGAUAAGACUCUUUGUUGUAUGACAAGCAGAGUUGAUGAUAGGAGUAAAUUGCUUGAUAAAACAAUUAAGAUGGCCAUUUCUAAAGAAUUUGUUAUACUCUUUAAGUCAAUAGAUAUUGUUAGAAGUAUGAGGUUGGUUGCAAGUUAUAAUCUUCUAAGGGAUGUUAACCUAAUUUCUGUAGAAUAUGAUAUUCUACUUCUAUUACAGAUAUUUUUCUUGUAAUUAAGAGUAAUGUAUAUUGGAAAUUACAUAUGUUCCUUCCUUGAAUAUUUUUAUUUUAGAUUUUAAGACACACAUUGUUAAUUAUAUUUUUACAAAAUUUUUGUAAUGGGGGAUGAAAUUAGCUAGAACAGGGUUAUUACAAUUGCCAAGAUCUCGAUAGAUUAAAAUUAAAAGCACUUAGGAAAGAAUUGUAUGACAUAUAUUUGUCAACUUGUCCAUACCAAUGACAUCCAUCUUUGAUUUUGUGAUAUAGGAUUGUCAGUGUUCUUGUUUAGAUACACGCAAGCAGCAUACUGUACUUAGGGACAUGUAGUAUGUUGGUAAAACAGUCUACUUCUAAGAUUUACCAAAGGAAGUAACUGAAUAAUGAAUGCUUCCUAUAGAUUUGUAAGGAAGGAGUCUUUAAGAAUGAAGGGAAAACUAAGUGUUGCGAGAAACACUGGAGCUUAAGAGGAAGUGAAUGCAUAUGUCUGUGUAUGUAUAGAUUUCUUUGACUUUCUUCCUUUGUAAGUUUUUUUACUUUACUUUACUUUACUUAUUUCUUCCUUUGUUUGAAGUGUAUAUGUGUUUGCUGUACAUGGUUUGAUGUUUAUUUUUUAUGCAGGGAAAUAAUCAUUUAGAUUUCAUAGAUUUCUACUUGUCUUAAGAUUUCAAAGAAAAUUAAAUUUUUUAAAAUAAUUUCUUUUUUUAAUGUUUUGUCUGAUUGAAAGUUGUAGGAGAUUGUGACUCCAAACUUUUUUAAACUUGGAAAGACUGCUUUUUUUUAAUUAAAAAUAUCCAAAAUUCAACUUUUCUCUGUAUACAUAGGAUCAUGGAAUUUGAAAGUUGGUAUUUUUUUCUUUUAAUAACAAUACUAUCACAGUUGGAGGGUAGGAGAAUGCAGAUGACAUAUGAUAAUUAGUUAGGCCAAAGAUAAUUUCUUUUCCAUUAUCAGACUUGUUUUUCUCUGAUGGAGAACAAAGUCAAACUAGCCAGUAUAGAGAUAGCUAAUCUAUCUAGAUAAAUACAGGAUUUACAGGCAGUUCCCUUCAUGUAACAUUUGCUCUAUCUCAGUUUAGCUUCUCUGGAAGGUAUGAAUACCUGAUCUUUAAUUAUCCCAGUUGAUGAAACUCCAAAGUAGCAAGUAACACUAAAUGAUCAUAACCAGAUAGUAAAUACUCUAGCUAUUCUUUAGUGUUGCCUUUUCCAUUAACACGAUCACUAUGCUAGACACAGUAGUAAAACUUGACUUCCAUUCUUUCGAGCGCAUCCUAGAUCAUGUUAUUCUCAUUGGUGAAUGUGCUAUGCCAAAACGUGUAUAACAUACUGUAAUUUAGGUAACCACAUCCCUCCUGUUGUAACCGUUAAUGGAAACCAAAUGUUACCAUUCCAGUCCAGCGAACCUCACACAGUACUGUAACUGUCUCACCACUAGUCCAACCAUAAGUGCAGUACAGAUAUACCAUUAACCAUGAUAUCACUAAUGUACCUAAAAUCAUGUCAUAAAUAUAUUCAUCUACCUUAAUGCCAGACUCUGAUAACAAAUAGAGCCAGAAGAGUUCAUAUAAAUUUUCACGUCAUCUUCAAGACACGGGUAAACAUAAGGUAUUGUGUAGAAUCCAAUUGAUAUGCCAAACCUUGGUAAUGAUGAUGAAGCUCUGCUACCAUUCAGAUUGCUGUAAACAAGGAAGACAAAUGUUUUCUUUUGAUGCCAGACACAAUACAUGCUAAUUAAAAAUGUAUUCAAUCAGUUGAUGUUAAACUAUGAGUCUCCAUGUUGACAAAUCGCUUUAAAUGUUUUGCAGAGUUCUUCACUGCCAGUAUUAUGUGGUACUUUGGAAAGGUCACUUAACUUUCAGAUUACUUGGCUGUGAAACACCUCAGUGUGCAGAACACUGAUGAAAUAUAUGAAACAUGUUAGGCACAUAGUAUAUCAGUUAGGCAUACCAUAGAACUGUUUAGAUUACUCAAGUGUUAUAUGUAGUCUUCAUCUCAUAUUAUAAAUCCUCAUUGUGCAGAAUAUAGAUGAAAUAUGUAGAACAUAUGUUAGUUGUAUAGUGCAUCAUUUAGAUGUAUAAUAGUGCUGUAUAGUAUAUGAAAGUUUGUGUAGAUUCCAUCUCCUAAUAUACACAAUAAAACUUGUACUGUUUGGAUUCA
Molecule: messenger RNA, 6904 nt
Organism: Penaeus indicus
Lineage: Eukaryota; Metazoa; Arthropoda; Malacostraca; Decapoda; Penaeidae
Product: O-phosphoseryl-tRNA(Sec) selenium transferase-like
Exons: 11
Coding region: 137-1567 (476 amino acids)
Biological process (GO): conversion of seryl-tRNAsec to selenocys-tRNAsec; selenocysteine incorporation
Molecular function (GO): O-phosphoseryl-tRNA(Sec) selenium transferase activity; tRNA binding
Source: RefSeq, a predicted model, not a curated record